This is a messenger RNA of Chilo suppressalis (striped riceborer), 1770 nucleotides long. Lineage: Eukaryota; Metazoa; Arthropoda; Insecta; Lepidoptera; Crambidae. The record is from the annotation of a GenBank genome assembly.
CAAAGAAUCAGUCGGUCAUACAAUACCGUGGUGAACAGACACUCGCACAUAACUGUGAACUUUUUGGAAACAAUAUCAUUUACAUUCAACGUCGCAAUUGUUUUGACAUUAACUACUUAUAGUUCAAGAAUUUUAUGAAGCAAGAUGUAUUCAACGAAGAAGAGUUUGGAUCUCCUGAUCAGGAUCUAUAAGAAUGAAAUCCGCCGGCAAAUCAGCAAGACGACCAGCGUUAGCAACUCUGAUGCGAUGGCUCCAAGACUCGACCAGAGCGUAAAUAAACCACAACAGAAUGACGAGACAGGAGUGCCGAAGAAGCUUCUGAAGUUGCAGAAAUACCACAGAUUCCUGUCGACCCUGACUCCGCAGGAAAUGCCAAUGGCGACCCGUGGACUGGCCGUCUCCAAGGAUCAGUCCAGGGAGUUCAUGGCUUGCUUCCCAGACAUCAUACGGGACCUCACUGAGACUGGCAAGCACAAUGAUGUGCCCGAAGCUAGCAAAUGGUUGGCUAAGCUGUUACAGUACAAUGUGCCAAACGGGAAAAAGAACAGGGGUCUCGCGACGGUCCUCGCGUACAAAAUGUUGGAGAAACCCGAGAAUUUGACGCCAGAGAACGUCCAUCUCGCAAACAUUAUGGGAUGGUGCACUGAAAUGUUCCACACACACGAAUGGUUGCUGAACGACAUAUUGGACGGUGCUGAAACGAGGCGCGGCGCCCCGUGUUGGCACAAACGCCCCGAAGUCGGCCUCAGCGGCAUCAACGAUGCGGUACUAGUCCAGGCAGCUAUGUACUCCACCCUCAAACGAUACUUCUCCAGCAAGCCCUACUACAAGAACGUUCUGGAGACAUUCAACGAGAUUCUAAUGAAAUGUACGAUUGGACGCUUUAUGGACAACUCGCUAUCGAAAACCGAUAAGCCGGACUUAUCGCAAUUCACAAUGGACAAAUACGGUGCCAUAACGAAAUACAAGAGCGCGUACUACACAUUCCAAAUGCCGGUGACUUUGGCGUUGCUGAUGUCUGGUGUCGAUGACCCGGAGACGCACAGGCAAGCGAAGACCAUCCUCUUGGAAAUGGGCGAAUUCUUCCAAAUCCAAGACGAUUUCCUCGAUUGCUUUGGCAAUCCAGCAGUCACAGGUAAAAACGGCACAGACAUCCAAGACGGAAAAUGCACCUGGUUAGCUGUAGUAGCACUGCAAAGAGCCACUCCGUCCCAAAAACAGAUUAUGGAAGAACAUUACGGAAACUCGGCGCCAGAAUCAAUCGCCAGAAUCAAGGACUUGUAUGAAGAUUUGCAGUUACCUCACACAUACUCAGUAUUUGAAGAAACAACCUAUGAUCUCCUUAGGACACAAAUCCAACAAGUCACGAGAGGCCUUCCUCACGACUUAUUCUUCAAAAUAUUAGAUAACAUCUUCAGGCGAAACGUCUGAAGAUCUCAUUAUUAUAGUUACCAACUUAGUACCUACUGAGUGGUUAAACAAAUUUUAAUGAUCUUUGCAUAGUUAUAAGGUUUAGAUAAGUAUUGAAAAACUCUAUUUAAAUUAUAUACUUAUGUGAUUUUAAGAGACAUGAAAUUAGUUGAAGAGAAGUUACAAGUGAUUUAGGCAUUUUAUUCUAUUGGAUAUGUACUGUACUUACGCCACUAAUCACGAAAUUACUUAUGUACCUACUAUAAAAACAAAAAAUACAAAAAGGAAAUUUACUACUAGAGGCUCUAGGAAGUAAUUUAUUUAAAAGUUUAUCGAGUAGAUAGAUAAACAUUUUAGUGA